AUGGCUGACGACUCCAAACUCUCUUCUCCAGAGAAGCUCUCUCCACAGCCAGAAGGUGAAUCCUUCCUCUCACAGCCGAAUUCCGAUGCUCAAGGCCAGCUCGCCGCAGCCGUAGACGAUCUGCUCAACGAGCUUCAAAGCAAAUUUGAUUCUGUAUCUACAGAAAUGUUCGGAAAGCUGGAUGAAAUGACCAAGCGUCUCGACGAGCUAGAGGCAUCGUUGACUACGUCUUCGGGGUCUGCUACCCCAACCCCGUCCAGCUGA
Messenger RNA from Penicillium bovifimosum, 264 nucleotides. RefSeq names its product heat shock factor-binding 1 family protein. Gene Ontology annotation, biological process: cellular heat acclimation. The coding region runs from base 1 to 264 and encodes 87 amino acids. Gene Ontology annotation, cellular component: nucleus; cytosol. Lineage: Eukaryota; Fungi; Ascomycota; Eurotiomycetes; Eurotiales; Aspergillaceae. The record is from RefSeq and is a predicted model, not a curated record. Gene Ontology annotation, molecular function: transcription corepressor activity. The transcript has 3 exons.